AUGCUAUUUGAGGAAGGUUUUAACAAGGCAGGGGUGAGAAUGUUCUUGCGUCCGCAGAACAUGAAUGAUGUUCUCAAAACGAGGAGCGUUACAUGGUUCCAUGUUCCCAAUGACUCUAGCUGUGAUGACCACUACUCUAUUCAAUUGGGUUCUAUAAUUAAUGAACCAAAUGUGAAUAGAGUAAAGGUGACCAAGGAAUCCUUGUUGUGGGGGUGUCGUAGACAUAGGUCGCACAAGGCAAGGUAUAGUACAUGGGGGUGUCGUAGACGUAGAUCGCAGAAAGCAAGAAGAGAUAGUUCUGAUGCCUCCACUAAACAUUUUCUGAGUGCAGAUGCAUUCAAUUCUUCUGAAAUGUUUGUCGUGAAAAAGUUAAAGCGCAAUGAUAUUUUAGAGGAAGGGGAAAGUAAAAAUGACCACUUAUUUUAUCAACCAGAAAGUGCUGAUGGUUCAAGUCAUUCAGCUUCUGACCUUACUGUAGAAAUACAAAAGACAGCGGGUGCUGUUGGACCUACUAUGAACACAAUGGAGUGUCUGGACCUCUCAAUGGAAAAAGAUAACUGCUCUUUUUCACUGAAUUGUGUUGAAGGGUUCACUCAAGGAACAAAACCUGACUUACUUCCUUUAAUCAAUGUUGAGAGAUCCUAUCCAUGUGUUACGGAUAGUUCUUGCCCUACAGUACCAAAUAUGGAGCAAAAAGAUGAUGUAUUGGAAAAUGCGGAACAACCUCAUCCUUCGGAGAUGGUUAAUCCUGAUGGUACAAGCCAUUCACCUGUGGGCCGUGCAUUAGAAAUCGAAGAACGAGGAGCGGAGGCUGGCUUAUGUUCUUCAGUUGAAGAUGUUGAGGAGCAAGUAGACGGUUCUGGUCCUGCAUCAGAAAGUUGGGAGCAACCUGUUCCUUUGAAGGUGGUUAUACUCAGACCAUGGCAUGAUGUGCUAUAUAGCAUCCUAAGAUCAAAGCCUCCUUCAAACUACUCACAGUCAAUGCAAGGAUCAGAUCUAGAUGUUGGAAAUAUGGAUGUCUUGGAUCCUUCGAAGGAGUGGUUGGACUCAAGGUUAAAACUUGAUGAACAAGGAGCGGAGCCUGGCUUAUUUGCUUCAGUUGAAUAUGUUGAGCAAACCCAUCCCAAUUUUACUGAUAAAACUAGUCCUAUAUGGUCAAGUGAGGAGCAAGUAGAUGGUUCUAGUCCUAUGUCAGAAAGUUGGGAGCAACCUGAUCCGUUGGAGGUGGUUAGACCAUGGGAUGAUGCACCAAAUAGUAUCCUAAGAUCGAAGCCUCCAUCAAACUACUCACAGCCAAUGCAAGGAUCAGAUCUAGAUGUUGGGAAUAUGGAUGUCUUGGAUCCUUCCAAGGAGCGGAUGGACUCAAGGUUAAUGUCAAAUACUGUAGAGCCAUCAAGUUCUUCAAACGGAAGAGGCACAUCUGUUGAGAAAAACAAUACUGAAAAAACAGAAUGCUUGUCAGGCAUGGACACUGUCACCCCUGAACUGGAUAAUGUCCAGGGAUCAAAUCCCUCAGCAGAACCAUCAAGUUCCUCAAAUGGAGGAGCCUCAGCUGUUGAAAGACACAGUGCUGAAAUGACAGAAUGCUUGUUAGGCAUGGGAACUUUGACCCCUGCACUGCAUAAUGUCCAGGCAUUAAAUCCCUCGACACCAAAAGAAUGCUUGGUUUCUAACGCAGACAACUCAGAUGAAGCAAAUAGGUCAGAUGAAGUUCAUCGCAGUUGCAAUGAUUUUAAUGGAAGUUACUAUCCCAAGCCAGUGCUGAAGGGAAGAAUCUCCAAAAUGAUGUACCCAAGACUUUGGUUUCAAAUGCCAAAAAUGUGGCUUGUAGGCAAACAUCACAAAUGGAAGAUGCCAUUGCCUUCCAAGCAUGUUAGUCCAUGUAAGGCAACAAAAAGUAGCUUCAGAAAGCAAUAUAAAGGGCCAAACAGACAUAUUCCACGUCAUACUAAACAUCAGAAAACCAAGCUCGUUAUGAAGGACAGAUAUACAGAUCCUGCACAUAUAAGAAGUUGUAGGCCAUCAAAGCAAAUUGAUCAUACUUGCUCAAGUGCUUCCUCGGAUUUAUCUCCAAAAACUAAGGAAGUGAAUGAUGCCAAUGAUGCAGAACCAAGAUGUUCUAAAUCUGUAAGAACUUUUGAGAAUGUCAUGACCAAGAAAAGAAAACGGCCUAUUUUAUCAUAUGAUGAAGAUGCCGAGGCAAUGCAGAUGGAAGUGAGGAUGCGCAGGAGACAUGUGAAAAGUCAUGUGAUGAAGCAGCAAAGAUCCGCAGAAAAUUCUGAGGAAGCAAUGUCUCCAGGAAAUUCAAAUAAUCAACAUGCCAAUGAUGAUAUGAAGGCAAGGAAGCAGAGAAGGGCCAACAAAGAUAAAAAAGCACCUCUAGGGAAUGCUAGUGUUCCAUGCACACGGAAUGAUGCUGCAUGUGGAAUCAUGAAGAUUGGCCAGGAGUAUAUUUCAUUGGCUGCACAUCUGUCAAAUCAAGCAUGCAAGGAGGUGCAGGAAUUAUCACUAUCAUUACCAGCUCUAAUGAAAGUGACAAAGCAUUCGAAGUUGAAAGCCUGGCCAGGGAGGUGGAAGGCAUCAGAACCAACUGCUGAUUGCAUUGGCUUGUAUUUCUUCUCAGAUAAUAUGAGGGAACUGGAUCAACUAGUGCAUUAUCUCACUGAUCAUAGCUUAGUACUAAAAUAUGUCGUUGGCUUUGCCAAGCUGCUGAUCUUCCCUUCUGUUUUCCUACCAGAGCAAUGUCAAAGGUUCCAAGGGAAACACUAUCUGUGGGGAGUGUUCAAGCGCAGGAUGGGUACUGGGAAAACAGGUGCCGCAGGUGAGACCGACCCCUGUGAUCAUAGGAAGCCCUGCGCAAAUUCAGAAAUCUGCCGCACCCAAGCUGUUGGGCCUUGUCAUCGUGCAGACGGCAAGGUCGGACCGUCGGAGCACUUCAUUUAA
Molecule: messenger RNA, 2943 nt
Organism: Miscanthus lutarioriparius
Lineage: Eukaryota; Viridiplantae; Streptophyta; Magnoliopsida; Poales; Poaceae
Source: the annotation of a GenBank genome assembly